Fusarium coffeatum is the source of this 1392-nucleotide messenger RNA. RefSeq lists its product as uncharacterized. The transcript has a single exon. NCBI's taxonomy places the organism in Eukaryota, Fungi, Ascomycota, Sordariomycetes, Hypocreales, Nectriaceae. The record is from RefSeq and is a predicted model, not a curated record. Bases 1 to 1392 code for a protein of 463 amino acids.
AUGCAUUUCAACUCUGUCGCUAUCUGCCUCGGCCUGGCUGGUCUGGCCCAGGCACACAUGGAGAUGAUCUCACCUGCUCCCUUCAAGUCCAAGCAGAACCCUCACGCCGGCAGCGAUGUCGACUACAGCAUGACCGCCCCUCUUGAGGCCAGCGGCGGCAACUUCCCUUGCAAGGGAUACCACUCUCUCUUCGGUACUGAGCAGGGUGCUUCCGUCGCCGACUGGGCCGCUGGCAGCUCCCAGAAGAUGGAGAUUACUGGUGGUGCCAACCACGGUGGUGGCUCUUGCCAGGCUUCUCUGUCCUACGACAAGGGUGAGACCUGGCAGGUCAUCCACUCCUACGUCGGUAACUGUCCCGCUGCUGGAACUUCUUCUUUCGACUUCAAGGUUCCCUCCGACGCUCCCUCCGGCGAGGCCAUCUUUGCCUGGACCUGGUUCAACCAGAUCGGUAACCGUGAGAUGUACAUGAACUGUGCUGCCGUCACCAUCAAGGGUGGCUCCAAGCGCGCUUCUGCUAUGAGCAACCGCCCCGAGAUGUUCGUUGCCAAUGUCGGUAACGGCUGCACCACUGAAGAGGCUUCCGAUCUUGAGUUCCCCAACCCCGGUCCUGAUGUCAGCAACGAGUCCCAGAAGACUGCUGGCCCUAAGGGUUCUUGCGCCAAGGCUGGAUCUGGUGGCGGCUCCGGCUCCGGCUCCGGCUCCGGCGAUGCUGCUCCUAGCGCUCCUGCCGACGGCGGCAACAACGGCGCUGCUCCCAGUGCUCCCGCUGAUGGUGGUAACAACGGUGCUGCUCCCAGCUCUCCCGCCGGCGGCAAUGACGGCUCUUACAACCCCGGAAACGACGGCGCCGGUGCUGCCCCCAGCGCUCCUGCUCCUACCCAGCCUGCUGGUGAUGCCCCUGAUGCGUAUGUAUCCUCACCUUCAUCUGUUAUUGGAACUGUCCCUAACUCACAAAUUUCUAGUCCCGGAGGUGUCUUCAUCACUGUCUCUCAGCCCUCUAAGGCUACUGCCGCUCCUGAAGCUCCCUCUGCUCCUGCCAACGAUGGUGCAGGCUCCAGCACUCUCCUGACCAUGACCAAGCCCGCCGAUACCCAGCCCGCUCCCACCAGCGUUGUUACCCCUGAGCCUGCUCCUGCUGCUCCUACCGCUCCCGCUGCCCCUGAUGCUGGUGCCGGUGCUGGUGGUUCUGGUUCUGAGGAGGCUGCUGGUUCUGCUUGCACUGAGGAGGGUCAAUGGAACUGCAUCGGUGGCUCCAAGUACCAGCGCUGCGCUUCUGGUACAUGGUCUGUCGUCCAGUCCAUGGCCGCUGGCACUACCUGCUCCGGCGAGAAGGCUUCCGCUAUGGCUUUUGGUUUCGGCCGCAAGCUCGCCAUGCGAUUCCGCCGAGCCUAA